Messenger RNA from Eupeodes corollae, 6630 nucleotides. RefSeq names its product zinc finger protein Xfin-like. NCBI's taxonomy places the organism in Eukaryota, Metazoa, Arthropoda, Insecta, Diptera, Syrphidae. The record is from RefSeq and is a predicted model, not a curated record. Gene Ontology annotation, molecular function: zinc ion binding; RNA polymerase II cis-regulatory region sequence-specific DNA binding; DNA-binding transcription factor activity, RNA polymerase II-specific. The transcript has 13 exons. Gene Ontology annotation, biological process: regulation of DNA-templated transcription. Gene Ontology annotation, cellular component: nucleus. The coding region runs from base 141 to 6494 and encodes 2117 amino acids.
ACUGUCACACCUUUGUGCCUACAUAAAACGGCAAACAUCACUCUAAGCUAAACAAUUGAAUUUUAUAAGAAAAAAAAUGUUUUAAAAUAAAUAAAGCUUCCAAAAUAUCCAACCCAAAAGUAUUUAAAUAAGUGCCAAAGAUGCCCGUGGGAUUCUCUAAGGCAUGCCGAACAUGCUUAACACUCGAUGGAACCUUAAUUUCAAUUUACGAUUCAAUAAGCUACGAUGGAAUGGGUCGUGUUACCGAUAUGAUUAAAGACAUUACAAAAAUCAGACCCAUGAAAUCCGAUGGCCUUCCUGAGCUAGUUUGUCAGACUUGCCUAAACGAAAUUAAUCGAUGUUAUUCCUUUAAAGUCAAAUGCCUAAAUUCGGAUAGUACUUUGAGAAAACUCUUUGCUACUGAAGAAGAGCUUGAAGCACAAACUCACCAACAGGUGGGGACUGAAGAAAGAGAAUAUAAACCUAUCAUUCAGAAUCUUGUAAGUCUAUAUGGUGCCGAUGAAGUUGAUACAGAGUAUGAACCUCCAGUGAAAAUCAAAACAGAAAAAGAUCAAGAUGACCUAUCGUAUGGAUAUUUUGUUAUCACUUCUGUUUGUAGCCAGGGUGACGAAACAAAUGGAGGUAGCGUUGAAGAACCGCUUAAAACAUUUCAGCCGCCUCAAGGAUACAUUAAAGAGGAGGUCGAUUAUGAGAUUGAUUCAUACAAUACGUCUUCAACGCGACAUUUAACGUUUGGGGAUGUUUAUACGAGUGAUCAGUCGCAGUGUUUUGAUAAUAUUUCUUUUGAAUUUACGUAUCCACAAAUCAAAAUGGAGCCUGAAGAGCCACUAGAUAUGGAUUCUCCAAUAAUGGAAUUCCCGACAACGAAACCGAGUUUUAAAUGUCUUCAUUGCAGCAAAGAAUUUUUGUACAGUUCUCGUCUUAAAAAGCAUAUGCGUUCCCAUAAUUCCAAACCUUAUUCGUGCUCAUCUUGUAGCAAAGGUUUUAAGCUAUCCGCACAACUAAGGAACCACAUCGAUGUAGCUCACCGAAACAUAAAACCUUUUAAGUGUGAAGAGUGCCCUAGAACUUUUUCUUUUCCAUCAAAACUAAAAGAACAUCUCAGAUCACAUAAAGGAGGUAGACCCUACAAAAGUUAUUAUUCUUCACCUGACAUUUUUACUGGGAAAAAAGAAAAACAAGAGCAUACGAAUGAACUUAACGAACAAAGUAUUUUUAUCGAAUGUCCAGACGAAAAGAAAUCAGAUGUUACUCGUUAUUUCGAUGAAAGUAAUAAUGAACAACCGACAAUUUGGACAAAUGAACGUUCCACAAGACGUUCGGCGCGAAUCCAUAAAGAAGAAUUAAAAACUCCUGACAAUGGGCAAAAGGAAACGCAACCUAAUAGUGGCACCAGUGAAAUAAGUGGAACCAAGAAAAUAACAAGGCAGUCUGAAAAGCUAACACAGGUAGAUUAUUCGUUUGAUAACCAAGAUUCAAACCAUGAAGAUAAAAAUAGCUCCGAAGGAUCACGGCAAUUUAAUUGUCCCCAUUGCACAAAGGUAUUUAAAUACUUAUCACGCCUUAAUGAACAUGUAGUUUGUCAUAGUGAUGCCAGACCAUUCGAUUGCGUGAAUUGUGGUAAAUUUUUCAAAACACCAGGUCAACUAACGCGUCACAUCAAAACAAGUCAUAUAUUACCGUCGCUUAGAGGUCGUAGAAACCCUUUCGCUAAAAAGCGUCGUGGCUUAAGACGAACAAAUGUUAACAAGAACAUUGUCCUUACCGAAUCAGAAAUAAAAAGUCUUGAGUCUUCCACUGAAAAUAAUGAAAACUCAUAUGAAGAACCAAUUGAGAUCAACCCUGAUCAACAAGAUGAGAAUAUGCUCCAAGGCGAAAACCAGGAUGGUACUACGACUGAAGCCGACAAAGAUGAAUCACAAAUUAUAAAUAAAGAUAAGCUCUUGAAUGAAUCCAGUAAUAGUUUAUCAGUGAUUGAAACAAAAUCGGAAAAAUCAGAUGAUCUUCAGGAGCCUAACGAAACAGAGGAAAUAAGUACUGAGACACCAAAAACUUAUCACUGUGAAAAAUGUGACGAAACAUUUAUUGUUUCUGCUCGUUUUUAUAAACAUAUGCGUGGUCAUGGCAUUGAAAGGCCAUUCAUUUGUUCCAUCUGUGGUAAAGGUUUCAAAAAUGGCGGAAAUCUUAAAAGUCACAUUGUGAUAACCCAUAAGAAACUAAAACCGUUUAAGUGCAAUGAUUGUAAACGUGCGUUUUCUUGCAAAUCAAAUCUUAAAAAACAUUUAAUAUCGCGAAUUUGGACUCAUAGCUGCACUAAGGAGAUUACUAACCGGCGAGGAGGUUCCAAAAAGAAGAUUAAAAAUAAAAAACAUUUGAAUUUUGAAGAUGAAAACAACGAAUCAAACCCAAGUGAUGACACCAUUACACAAAAACAAGAAAAAACUGCUAUUGCAGCGAAAAUUGAAUAUGAAAAUUCAAAUGAUGAUAACGGCAAACAAAAUCAGAAAUGUCCUACUGAGCAAAUAAACGUUAAAUUGAAUAGUACAGAAGUUAAUGUCCAAGAACCAGAUACUGUUGUUAUUGAGGAUAAAACUAAUUUUGGGGAAUCAGAGUCAGUUGAAAUGAGCUCGGAUCUUUUUAAACCAGAGCAAGUAAAUCAACCACAUUUGGAUACGACGCCAAAACAGGUGGAAGAAGUAAGUCCUAAAAAGAAACCGAAAAAUCGAUAUGAGUGCUCUCACUGCAAAAAAGUCUUUCAGUACGAAUCGUACCUUAAAAAACAUUUGCAAAGUCACAGCGAUGAAAGACCAUUCAUAUGUACAAUAUGUGACAAAGCUUUUAAAUAUAAAGUUAGCCUCAAGUCUCACAACAUGAUAACUCAUGCUAAAAUAAAACCCUAUAAGUGUGAUAAAUGCCCUCAAGCAUUUGUCAAUGAAUACACCUACAGAGUGCAUAGAAAUUCACACAACAAAGUAAUUAAGAGAAAAACUAAGACUAUGCGACGUCGCGCACUUACCAAACCGCAUCUUGAGCAGUCAACAAGUGCUGAUGUUGAUGUUGAUCAAAACAAUACAAAUCUCGGGCCAGAAGGUGAUUUAGCAAAGAAUGGCCUGACAUCUUGUUCAAUUUGUUCUUCGUCAGUUCAUAUCGAACAUUUAACAGAACAUAUGAAACAAAUUCAUAACAUAAUUGAAACAACAAAAGUUUCCGCUAAUCCGAAUAGUCAUUCCAAGGAAGAAGUGAAUCUAGGAUCCGUACCAAAUAAGUUUGAGUGUCCUGACUGUAAAAAAAUAUUUUUGUUUGCUUCGUACCUUAAAAAACACAUGCGAUGUCACAGCAACGAAAGGCCACACGUCUGCUCAAACUGCGGCAAGGCCUUCAAAGAUUAUUGGAGGCUUAGAUCUCACAUUAAGGAAAAACACCCUUCUCUCUCUAAAAAAAUCAUUCACAGACAAAAAAGAAGAAGAUUAAAUCUAAUUAAAUUUGAGAGCAAUUUAGAUUCAAAUGAGCCUACGCAAGUUGAUGAAACAAGUGAUAUCUCGAAUAUUCCACAAGAUCUUAUGAAUCUCAGUCUCAAUGAAGAAAACUCACUGGACAAAUCAAACCAAGAGGCCCAAGUGGCAGUUCAAACUAUAAAUUCGAAUGAGUCUGAGGUCCCAAUCGGAGAUUUAGUUAAACCUCAAUGUACUCUAUGCAACAGAGUGUUUCAGUUUGCCUCACAACUUGAAACUCACAUGAGAACACACACUGGAGAAAGGCCUUUUGCUUGUUCAACUUGCAAAAAGACCUUCACUCAAAAAGGUCAUCUUAAAAAUCAUAUCUUGAUAGACCAUAAAAAAAUAAUGCCCUUCCAAUGCAGCGUUUGUCUACGAGGAUUUGCAAGUGGUUUUAAUAUGAGAGUACAUGAAAAAACGCAUUUCAAUCAACGUCGGAAGAAAGUUAAAUCUAAUGCUAAAAAAAGUGGUAAACCGCGACAAGGAUCUGAUGAUAAGAAUUCUGCAGUCGAAACAACAACAACGCCCACCAAAAUUGAUCAAGAUGAUCUUCAAGAUCAAGUUAUUAUGAACUUUGAAAAACUCGAGCUUCACCCACUGUUUGAAUCAAUGUCUUCCUCUCCAAACCCUCUUGAUCAAAACACAGACAACAGAACCGAACAGAAUUGUUUCUUUCCUUGUACCCAAUGUAAAAAGACAUUUGUUUUUCUUUCUGAUCUUAAUGAGCAUAUCAAGACCCACAAUGCGAAUGCAAGACCAUUUAAAUGUUCCAUUUGUUGCAAAGCAUUCAGACAAGGAGCUCAUCUCAAGAUUCACACCCAAAUGAGCCAUACAAAAACAAGAAAUUUCAAGUGUGAUGAAUGUGACCGGGUAUUCCUAACUUUUUAUAUUCUCAAUAAACAUUUGCGAUCCCACAAAGGAAAGAAAAAGCGAAAUAAAGUUAAAGUGAAAGGGGGUCAUAGAAGAAAAGGUACAUUAUUACCAAAAAGUGAAUAUUCCGACCAGUUUUGUACGAACAUUGAAAGUGAUGAAGCUAAUAAUGAACUUAUAGAAACAGUUUACGACAACGGAGACAUUACUGAGAAUGUAAAUACUUCAAAGGAACAACAAAUUCCAGCAGAAGCAGAUGCUGAGAACAAAAAUAUUCGAAUAACGUGCGCACUGUGUAACGUUGCAGUUGAUUCAGAUGACUUAACAGAACAUAUGAAGGAGUGUCUUAGCAUAUCACAACCAUCCAGUAUUUUAUUGAAAACAGAACCCUUAGAAGAACCACAAAGCGUUCAGCAUCCACUCUUUAGGACACUAUCCACUAAAGACGAAGAAAUUGAUACUGGCAUUACAAAACAUUGUAUGGAAUGCGAAAAAGAAUUUUUUACUUUUGCACUCUUUGCUGAACACAUGAAGACCCACAAUGUUGAAAAGCCAUUCAUUUGUAAAACCUGCGACAAAGGUUUUAAGAAAAAUGCUCAUCUCAAGUCUCACAUAAUGAUAGUUCAUAAAAGAAUACUACCAUAUAAAUGUAUUGAUUGUUCCCGAGCCUUUUCCAGCAAGUAUAAUCUCCAAACGCACUUAAAAACUCAUAAUGCAAAAGGCAACUUAAAAAAAAGGAGAGUUGUUGUUAAAAAAAGCUAUUACAAAGAUCCAACUUAUCAUGCAAAGCCAGUUAAUAUCGCAGAUGCAAAUCAAAACCCCAAUUCAGGAGAAAGUCAACCUGAAAAUGAAUUUGAAGAGGAUACAUUUAAUUAUCAAUCAAUUCAAAAUCCAAUAGAACUACAUGAAAGACAAAUCUACUAUGGCAGAAAUGAGAAUAAGAUAAGAUGUACAUUGUGCUUUAUUACAGUAAAUACAGACAAUUUAUCAAAACACAUGCAAGAGUUCCACAAUUUACCUGAGUCUUUGACAUGCAUGGCAAUCAAAAAGGAACCUUUGGAAGAAUCAGAACAAUUAGAACAUAGAUCAUUGGAAAUUGAGACUGGUCAGUCUGAUACACCACGUCUUCUACAAUGUCCAACAUGCGAUAAAGAAUUUAUUCAUCUAUCGCGCCUAAAUGAACAUAUGCGAGCCCAUAGCGAUGAAAGACCAUUCAUCUGCUUGGCGUGUGGUAAGACAUUCAAACGGCAUGGUCAUCUUACGACCCAUAUAGCCACGUGUCACAAAAAAGCAAAACCAUUUAAAUGUAAGGAGUGCAACCAAAUUUUCUCAAGCAGCUUGGACUUGGAUGUUCAUUUACAAACACAUUUAAGCGACCAGAAUAGAACAGAACAAAAUAAAGUUAACCAAUUAGAGUCACCCCAGAAUGAUGAAUCUCUCCCUCCAUUAAACAUAGGUGCCGAUUUAAUAGUAGAACGUACAGCUGAAGAGACACACCAAUGUACCCUUUGCCCUACAGUAUUUAAAUCCAUUUCAAAUCUCAUGGAACACAUGAAGGUCCACACCAGUGAUCAACCUUUUAUUUGUUCUCUUUGCGGCAAGGGUUUCAUUAGUAAUGACGACCUCGUUACCCAUCGUUUAAAUAGGCAUAGUGAACCGAAGCCCUAUCAUUGCGACCAGUGCACACGGAAAUUUAGAACAAGCUUAGAAAUGCAAAAUCAUACAUUGGUACAUACUGGUAAUUUUCAAAGGAUUCAAAAACUAAACCAUCACCGCAAAAGACAAAAUGAAACACACAAUCUGGAUCUAAAUAAGGAACCAUUAAGCUAUUCAAAAGAUGCACCUCAUUGUCGUAUUUGUAAAAAAAAUUUUACCAACAAUUGGGUUCUAAAGGAGCACAUGAAAUGUCACAGUUCUGUAAAACCAUUCGUCUGUCCAAUUUGCAAACACGGCUUUUCCAAAAAAUAUAAUCUCAAAAUUCAUGUAAUGGCGCAUAAAAAAAUAAAGCCUUUUAAGUGCUUAUACUGUCCACAAUCGUAUUGUACAAAUUCUGGCCGGACACAUCAUAUGCGGACGCAUACUCAUGGACGAAAGAGAAUAAAUAUCGAUUCACUCAACGCUCAAACAUAAAGUCUAUGAGUUUUGCGUGAAACGAACGAUUCCGUUCGACAAAAAAAAACAACAAAUAAUGACUUAAGAACUACUGUAAAAUAAAAACUAAAACCUUGAUAUUCAAUAUUCUUCCUAGAGAUACCCUAUAAGUUAA